Molecule: messenger RNA, 1852 nt
Organism: Ictalurus furcatus (blue catfish)
Lineage: Eukaryota; Metazoa; Chordata; Actinopteri; Siluriformes; Ictaluridae
Product: C-type mannose receptor 2-like
Exons: 2
Coding region: 613-1440 (275 amino acids)
Source: RefSeq, a predicted model, not a curated record
UGUUGCCAAGUUUCAGAUAAUGUACUGGUUGUGAGUUGACAAAACCAGCUGAAGAAAUAUUUCCCGGUUGUUACAGUUUAAGGGCAGACAUGCAAUUUAGUCAAAGAUGUCACCAAAAUUGUUGUUUCUAUUGGUAACAUUUUGCCUUAAGGUAAGAGUUAAAGUUGAUUUCCUUUAACGUGAGCAAUUAUCAUUCAUGUUACUCUCCAGUACAUCAUGUACACAAAAAACUUGCUUAUGUGCUGUGCAAAAGGGGAAUUUGUUUACCAUCACCAUGACAACACUACACCAGUUCCAAUCCAAUUCUUCCACCACGGUACACCUAACGCCUAAGAUUUCAUUUCAUACUAAUCUCAUACUCAUGUCUCUCAUAUUUGAGGGGGCUGUUAUUUGUCUCCUCGGAUCAUUUAUGGUAUAUAAAUAAAUAAAAAGGAAGCCUGUGCAGAUGAUAGGGCUGGAAGAUGUGUGCAUGAGAGAAACAAAUCUCAACGAUAUGCAUUUGGCUCUUGCAUAAGGUUUGCAUGGUUCAUUUCCUCCGGGUUCAAUUUGCAUGGAUUUGUCUACUUUACCUUACCUUACCUUACCUCACCUUACCUUACCUUACUUGCUUAAAUGAUUUCAUACCCAGAGUUUUCCUCAAAGCCACAUUCACACACACCAGAGCGAGAAAUGAAGAGUGCUUACUUUGUCCUCUUUCUGGCUUCUCUGCUAGAAGCAGGAACAUGUCUGUUCGGAAAAAUGUACACCUUUGUGAACAUGAAUGUGUCAUGGGUGGACGCUCAGACAUACUGCAGGAGCAAUUACGUAGAUCUGAUCUCAUUUGAGUCAAAUUAUGAUCUUCUUGACUUCGUCACAAUUAUGGAGAUAAGUCGUAAUGGACAAAGCUGGAUCGGUCUUAGCAAGUCUCCAAACGCGCUUGCGUUUACUCAGUGGUCUGAUGGAAGUCCAGUACAAUUCACAUCUUGGCAAAAUGGUAGGUCAAGUGCCAAUAAUCAAUUGAAAACAAGCAACAUUAAUCAAUGCGUGGCUAUCCUUAGAUCAGGUAACUGGUCUACUUACAGCUGCAAAGAACAUCUGAGUUUCUACUGCUACAGCUGGUAUCCACAGAUCAUCUUGGUGCAGGAGUUGAAGCCUUGGGAAGAGGCACUGAGACACUGCCGAACAAUCUACACUGACCUCAUAAGCUUGCCCACAGAGACAGAUUUUUUUGUGGUAAACAGGAGCUUGAGGAAUCAGGAAACCAUGGUCUGGACAGGUCUGCGAUUUAUAGACAGCUCAUGGUUCUGGGUGAACCAUGAGCCUUUGGGGAGCCUCGUCAACCAGCCAUCAUGCCCUGCCCCGUCUUUUCGUUGUGGGGCCCUAGUACCUGGUACUAUGGUCUUGGAGAACAGAGACUGCAUGGAGAAAAUGAACUUCAUUUGCUACAAAGAAGAUGUGUGAAGAAUCGGGACAAGAAGGAGAAGAAGAGAAGGAGAAAUGUGUGAUGCAUGUCAAUUUAUUAUUAUUAUUAUUAUUAUUAUUAUUAUUAUUAUUAUUUACAUUUUGGCCCUAAAUUGUCAACUGAAUUAAUUUACUGAAAUAUUUUGCCUGUAUUUAUCUCUAUACUGUUAUUAUUUGUUUUAAAGAUUUUUUUUCUUCGGUAGAUGUUUGCUUAUUUUAUUACAUAUAAUUGUUGUGUAUCUGUUAACUGUUAGCUGUUAGAUAAUGUUAUAAGAUAAAUGAUAUAUAAUGUCCAUCUGCUAUCAACUUAGUAUUAGUAAAAAUUCAUAUCCAUAGUAUUAGUAAUAGUUACUUUGCUCUUUAACUAUGGUAAUUAUGAUCAUAAAUAUUUUCUUUCCUUUCUCUCUGUGAA